Molecule: messenger RNA, 663 nt
Organism: Acyrthosiphon pisum (pea aphid)
Lineage: Eukaryota; Metazoa; Arthropoda; Insecta; Hemiptera; Aphididae
Product: putative nuclease HARBI1
Exons: 4
Coding region: 1-663 (220 amino acids)
Source: RefSeq, a predicted model, not a curated record
AUGGAUUACCUUUCCUCUAGUGAUAGUGAUGAUGAUGAUGAAAUCAUAAAGUAUUUUGUGUCCAGAAAAAUAAGAAUAAUACCAAAAAUUAAAAGCUAUAUUUCGGACAUAGUUCAUGUUUAUACAGAUAAGCAAUUUAAAGGUAGUUUUAGGGUGGAAAGAUCUACUGCAUACAAUAUUGUAGAAAAGUUUGAAAAUUCCAUUUUCUUUCCAAGAAAAAAUUUGAAUGAAUCUUCUGUCACGUCAGAAAACCAUAUACUUUCCUUUUUAUGGGUUUCUGCAAAUAAAUGUUGCCUACGUGAUGUGUCAGAACGAUUUGGUGUUGGAUUGACCACACAAUUUCGUAUCAACAACAGAGUUAUGGACUUCCUUGUCGAUAUUUCAGCGACUAUUAUAAAUUUAAACGAAGGAACUGAUAAUUUAUCUCAAGAAUUUCAAAAAGUUUCUGGACUUCCUGGUGUAAUCGGGUGCAUCGACGAGUCUUCAAUACCUAUAAGAACUCCUGCUCACAAACUUAAAAGUACAUAUACCAACAGGCAUGACAUGCCAUCUAUUACCCUGCAAACUAUAUGUGAUCACAAAAAAAAAAGUAUUUAUGUAUUCACUGGUGCACCGGGGAAAAUCCAUAAUUCAAGAGUAUUUGCUUUGACAGACAUUAGUUAA